Molecule: messenger RNA, 3725 nt
Organism: Paramisgurnus dabryanus
Lineage: Eukaryota; Metazoa; Chordata; Actinopteri; Cypriniformes; Cobitidae
Source: RefSeq, a predicted model, not a curated record
AAAUGUCGAAAAGAUUCAGUUCAGAAAUUCAAGCGAAAACAGGCUUGUGUAGUUCUUGGAAACAACUGGGAACUGAUAUGUCUGAAGCAGGACCGGCGUCGAAACAGCGAGGCAUUACAUGUAAUAGAAAAAUGAGAGGGAGGGUUAUACAAAACACCCACAUCAUGGCAGUCAGAAGAGACUCAACCCACAGCACAGAAGAAGGAAAGAACAUGCCAGAAGACAUUGAAGAAGCUCAUGUUCUUCACAUUUCUCCACAUGAGCAGACCCUGGACACUUAAUAUACACAGCAAAGACACACAGAGGAAACUUAAAAAAUGGUUUCCCCAAUGGGAAUAGGAGGGACCUCCACACAAGGCUAUGAGUCCAUCAGAGCUUCCUCCGUCAUUAAAAAUUGGUAAUAAGACACCUGCCGCCACCACGACCGCCACCUGCUUUCUCCAGAUGUCCCAAGAUGGGUAGUGUCAGCAGUCUGAUAUCAGGCCAUAGCCUUCACAGCAAACACUGCAAAGCCUCUGAACACAAACUCAGAAAAGGGCUUCAUUCUAAGAAAGCGGGCCGUAGCUUGGAUGGCAUUCUGAAGUAUGGCUUCUCUCAGGACCAUUGCAGCACCAACAACAACUCAAAAGCCAACUAUCAUUCAGGCAAAAACGACGACUUCUUUUACAUCAAGGUCAGCAACAAACCUCGAGCUGGUGUCCGUAACAUAAACCCAGCUGAGGAGAGUCAAGAAACAUCAGCUGAGGUGGACAGGAACGGAGGGCCACCAGAAUUAGUGCCAGUGUCUGGGAAACUAGAAAAGAGCAUCGAGAAGGAUUUGAUCCGUCCCACUGCCUUCAUACCGGUCCUUCCUCGCAACAGCAGUUCCUCUGUGGAAACCCAUAACAGCCUAAGUACUAUCCUGGGCAGGAGAAUUAGUCCCACAGACAGACUCAAAAAUCUACAAGACCCAAAGCAGGAGACAAAUUUUGGAACUUACUCUGACUCUGGAAGGAACUCAAUGUCGAGUCUUCCCACCCACAGCACCAGUGGCAGCAGUCAGAUGGACAACCUUAGCACUUCAACGGGCCACACGGUGCGCCAUGGAGGCCCGGUCAAUGAGGUGGAUACUGUUCAAAACUCACAGAGUUGUGUAGCAGGUGUAAAUGGAAACUCCAGUUGGAUGUGUAGUGGGACUAAUAUGAUCAGUGGAAACUGUUGGCUCAAUGGGAACAGUGACACAAACAAAAGUACUGAAUCCAAUAAGGCUAAUACGAGAUCCAUUGGAGUCCUAAGUGAAAACGCUGUGGCUGGAAUGGGUCUGAACAGGGAAAUAACUGCUGCGGGGUUGACACUCUCAUCCAUCGAACCAAGGCUCAAUUUCUCUGGAAGCCAAGAGGGACUUAUGGAACACAGAUUUACGGUUCCGGAACCGACGUCUUCGGGCGGAUGCAUCCGAUCUCCAAUUUCCACUGAUGAAUCACUGAUACAGCAGCUGGAGCAGAAACUUCUGGAUCGUGAAAGCGAGCUGGCGGACUUACAGACAAGCCUUGAAGAGAAAGAGUCAGACACAUGUCAGCUGUUUGAGGAGAAGCAACGCUACUGCGCCGAGGAGAUGGAGGGGCUGAAGCAACGCUGUUCCAUGAAGCUCCGUCAAGUGUCACAAAGGGCUUUGAAAUCCCAGCAGUUAUUGCAGCUGCAGGUGAUCCAGCUACAGCAGGAUAAGGAACGUCUACAGGAAGAGGUGGACCAUCUUAACCAUGACAGAGUCACGGCGGAAAGCCGUCUCCGUACAUAUGAGACCCAGAAAAAACAUCUAGCACCCACGCUAGAAGAGACACAGUGGGAGGUGUGCCAGAAGUCAGGUGAGAUUUCAUUGCUAAAGCAGCAGCUCAGAGACUCCCAGGCUGAAGUCGGCAACAAACUGAAUGAGAUCGUCAGCCUUAAAGCUUCUCUCAGGGACUUCAAAAACAAAAUGGAAGAACUGGAGCAGAAAAACAAGGACCACGAGGAAGCUCUUCGCCAACGAUGUGCUGAGAUUGAGGUAUGCAGAAACGAGUUUCAAAGAAAGAAGAAUGAAGCUGACCUUCUCCGUGAAAAGGUGAACAACCUGGAAACAGACAUCAAGGGAAUGAAGCAGGACCUUACUGUGGCCAAAGAGGAGCAACAGCAGCUAAUGACCAUGAGAGCCAAAGUGGAGGAGCAACAGCUGCAACUGAGGUUAAGCCAAGCCAGGAUGGAGGCCUUUGCCCUUGGUCAAGGCAAAAUUAGGGCCCAGGAGGGAACGGGAGCUGGUAAAAUGCUGAAUCAGAACGGUGGGACAUCAGACAUUGAUACUCUACAAAAGGAGGUGGAACGGCUCAGGGGGGAAUUGAAAGAGGAAAAACAAAAGAAACAUAAGAUGAUGAAUAGCUUUCAGCAGGAGAGACAAACAUGGAAUAAAGAAAAAGAUAAAGUAAUCAGAUACCAAAAGCAGCUGCAGUACAAUUAUCUGCAGAUGUACAGAAAAAACAAAGACCUGGAGAAGAUCUUGAAGGAGCUGACGGCUGAAAUGGACAACAGGACAGAAAUGGACAUGGACAGCCCUGACCUGAACUUUGAGAAGAUUGUAGCAACGGCAAUAUGAGGUCAUUGUUUAGCAUCCUUUAUCACCUUUAUGGUCCAACAAACGUAAAUGUACUAGAACAAUGGCAAAAUGGGUCAUGGCAAAGCAGAAUUUAUGUACUUUGGAUCUUCAAAGCAAGAGUGCAGAUUUUGACAAAAUGGAAGAAGGGAAGGAUCAUCAAGAGUCAAAUAUCACUUGUACAAACCACUGAAACCUUUUCUUCUUUAAUAACUCACAUCAUUGAAAAUCUGAUGUUACUCAUGUGUGCUUCUAAGCAGGUUCCUGUUAAUCUGUGCAGACCCAACCAAAGGCUUUACCUCCCUUACACAUCCAAACUAUUUGCAUUUCCUGCCUAAACCUUAAGCAAUUAUACAGUCUCACUAUAGAGGGCAACAAAGAGUUGUGAAUGUUUUAUAUGCUGUAAUUGCUAUUUUUGCACUCAUUCUCUUUUAUAAUAUGAACGCUUGUCACCAAUGUCUUGGCAGACAGGCUUAUACAAAAUGUGUGUAGGGGGAUAUAUACAGUAGCUCAUGAUGUAAAGAAAAAGCACUGUUCACAAACCAAUCCACAUGCAUUCACACUGCAUACGCCACUAUGCACAGUCUAGUCAUUAAAUAUUCAUACAUAUUAAUUUCAUACAUCCUUAUAUAAGAAUGAGGACUUCAGCAAAUAAGUUACCAGUGGCUGGUUGCAUAAACUUCUAGGUCUUAACGUUUAGUCAUGUAUUUUUUUAUUCAAGACUGAUCAUAACUGUUACCUAAAAAGGUAGACUGGUCUAAUUUAAAUCCAAAAAGUAAGAUAGCCCUUACUAAUUGCCAGUAAGUCAGACUCUUUCUUAAAAAGCAGUCUUAACCUUACGGCUUUGUUUAUGCAACUGGCCACGUACUACAUUAUCUAAGCAACUAUACUAUCUUCAGCAACCUGUUAAAGUUUAAAAGUGGUUAAGACAGUAAAAUAACAGACCUCCGGUCAUUUGUGAUAGUUUUGUCAAAGCAUUGUUAGAAGAAUUAUAUGGAUUACAGUUUCAUGGUAACAUCCAAUUAAGUUAAUAUGAAUGAAGCUAGUUUAGUAUGCAAAACAAUUAAAAGCCAUCACUUAUCUACAAAUUCUAUACGAACAACAAUUUAGAUUAAUUGUAAAA